Molecule: messenger RNA, 1951 nt
Organism: Dreissena polymorpha
Lineage: Eukaryota; Metazoa; Mollusca; Bivalvia; Myida; Dreissenidae
Exons: 9
Coding region: 84-1250 (388 amino acids)
Source: RefSeq, a predicted model, not a curated record
ACGAAAACGAAAAGUUCCCGAUAGUGACAGUGCAUUUAUGACUUUGUUAUUUCUAAACGAAUGGUUGAACCUCUUCUGUUAACAUGCACAACUCGCCAUUUAAAAUCAUGGAUAAGCCUUCUUUGAACACAUGGAUGUUAGGCGCACUAAUAGUUUUUCAGGUAUCAAUGGCUCAUUCGAACAGAUUGGGGCAUUUAACCGUUUUAACGCCAACUCUUUUAAACCGGAACAUAACGCUUCGUUUCACGGCCUGUGAGGCAUUUGGUCAUAUAGAUGUUAGUGCCCUGAAAUGGAAAGUACAUUUUACAAAUGAGACCUCAUACCAGGAUUUAACAGCAAAAACAUUACACAAGCAAUACGAUUCCGGGUCGAAUGUGUACAUGGAUCUGGUGAGAGUAAAUGGAAGCUGGCAGGGAGCUCGUAUUCAUAUCACAGACGGCAAUCUGGUGUCGAAUGAAAUACGAUUGGAUAUACACGAUUUCCCAAGUGAGUGUGGAUAUUUGCAUUUGAUAUCUGAUCCUACUGGACCCAACGAGAGUCUUGAGAUAGGGUAUUAUCCGAAUGAUAAAGUGUUAGGGGACACGUAUUAUCAGAUACGUAGAUGGUUUGGCAAAGUGAAUGACACGUUUCAAGAAAUAACAUUACGAGCUGGAAUAUAUGAGGAGCGCACAGGGUCAACUAACUCCGAACAUAUACUGUCAAUAGCGAAUUGGACUGAAAUUGACAGUGUGAUUGUAAUAUGUUCACCAAUCGGCCAUUCACACACAUCAAACGAAAUUGAUGUCCCAGUUUGGGAUACUGCACAAAAAGUACAUCUGAAUGUACAGGAAAACCUAACAUAUGUACCCGUACAAACGUCAACACCAACGCAAAACGAAAUUCAUGUUUCCACCAAAGAUCUAGGUGUCGAAUCCCGCACUGUGCUACCUGACCCUGAGUUUCAAACAGACGCAUUACCCGUUGCUUUCCCGCUGAUGCCCGUAACACUGGCGGUCAGAGCAGGAACUGUCGUGAUUCUUAUCUGUUUUGGUAUAAUAAUCCAUGCUCGUAUGCGCAAAAAGAAUCGACGUUCGUUGCCACAGGGAGGUCCAGAUUUACAUGCCGACAAUAAUGAUAUUGGUGUGGGCUAUGCAAGUUAUUGUCAAAUAUUGCAGCCAAUGAAGCAGUGCAUGGCGCUAUUUACGCUAACGUUGGAAACGUUGAACAUGCCGAACCAUCUACGUCUAACGAGAAUACACAUUUCGAGCUGAUCUAUGAUGAACUCGACAUCAAGAAAACUGAAAAGUAUCAUCCUACCAUUUACACUACAAUCGUCUGCCCGAGAAAUCCUUAAAAUGCUGUACAAAACAAUUCGAAGCCUUCACAACACUAAGCGAUGUGUCAUGUAAAUUUACACUAUCUUACUUUGCAUCAUACUUUCAAGAAACAUAGUUUUGUAACAAUAUUUUUUCCAAGAGUGUGUCUUCUUUGCGGUGACCCGUUAAUUUGCAUGUUUAUUGUUGUUUUGUGUGGUUUAUUCUGUAUUGUAAAGGCAAUUGAUAACUAGACUAUGGAGUACUGGCAGAUGUAAUGGCAAGAUUUGAACUCUUGAUAAUUUUUCAUUUGUUCCGUUAUUCAACCGAAUUGUCAGUAUGAGGCAUUGCGAAGUGUGAGAAAUACUACUGCUAUUGUUGAAAGUAUGUGAAAUAGUAAACUGUGCAUAGUUUCUGCAAUAAACACUUAUUUUACCGAGCAAUUUAUUUUUACGGGUAUUAAAAAUAAGGCACAAUUUGAGAUGACGUAUGUUUGUUGUUUAGCUCUUAUCAUACUCUGAUACAUAUUAAUGCCAUAAAAGCACGAAUACUGUAUGCUGUAUAUAAGUGUUGGUGAUUAUAAUUUUAAACGAAUAAUGUUUGUUUUUAUUGUCAUUUUUGUUAACCAUUUAGUCUCAAAUAAACAAUAAUCAAGCCUG